This is a messenger RNA of Alternaria ethzedia, 1629 nucleotides long. RefSeq lists its product as uncharacterized. The coding region runs from base 1 to 1629 and encodes 542 amino acids. NCBI's taxonomy places the organism in Eukaryota, Fungi, Ascomycota, Dothideomycetes, Pleosporales, Pleosporaceae. The transcript is spliced from 4 exons. The record is from RefSeq and is a predicted model, not a curated record.
AUGUACCAUUCGGAAAACGAUCGCUCGCUCUCUACACCGGCUGCCAUCGGAAUCGGCAUCGCUAUUGGCAUCGUCUGCACCGUACUGGUCCUUGUUACAGUACUGUUGCUACACCGCGCAUGGAGACUUCGCCGUUCACCACCAGUAAAGCAGUACAGGCAAGCCAAGUUAUGGAAGGGCUUCGAGCCGGUCACUCCGAGCACCGCGAGAACUACUUUCGUUGGAACCAAGAUGACCAACAUAUACUUGACGGAGCUACCAACACCGGUCACACCUGCCUUCCUUAUGAGCCCACCGUUGCGGGGAGAGGAAUUUCGAAGCAAGCUGGCGCAAUAUAUGAGACAGGGCUAUAGCCAUAUUGAGAGUCUACGCACAAACUUCAUCACGUCUCUCAGUGAUCGUGCCCAGCAGAUCGCGACCUUCCUUACGACCGUGAACGGCAACAACAAGCGCCUCUUACUCGUUGCGGCCUGCAUCUACGUAGAAUCUUGCAGCUGGCUCGUUGAGAUCCUGCGCGGUCUCCCAGGCUUCAGUGUCGCCAACUCCUGUCGCGUCGACGAGAUUGUUCCCACGCUCUUUGCCCUCAGCGCAAGCACCCUGGACACCCUGCUACAACGCCUCAUCGACGGGGCGCGCAAGGUGGUCAUUGAAAUGUCUACGCAUAUCAACAAGCACAGCGCCAGCAGCAUCACUGCCCCGCUGCAGGCUCGCAUGUGUAGAUUAGACAUGAUGAUCUCGCGAAACCUCCCCCGCCGCGACCGUCGCCAGCCACCUCAGAAGAAAGCACAGACGGCCUCUCGUGCAGGUCUGGCGGGAGUUCCAGUCGAGCUAUUCAGCAUGAUUCUACGCCACCUUGCGUGCUGCUACAUUCGCUCACUCCGGCAGACGUGCAACAAGGAGCUCGUGGGCAGAUGCAAAGACAGCUUCUACAACAUUGUCAAUUCGACCGCCGCUUCCCUCCAGCUUGACGCCGACUGUCCUGCGCGCGCAAUGUCACUUGCAAAGUUUGAGCGGUGGAGCGAUCACAUCACCACACUAUGCUUCAAGGUCCCGAGAACCGCAUUCUUCUACCAGCUGCAUCAAGGCGCCGCAGCCGCAGCCGCAGCCGAUGGCGAUACCUUCUCAGCAAUGUCGGAUACGAAAGAGUUCAAGUCUGCGCUCGCGCUGUUGAUAACCCUUCCUCGAUGCAAAGCUGUUCUGAUCCAGCACGACACCCCAAGCAGUGGCUGGCUCCUAUGCGACUACCAAUCCAUCCGACGGAAGGUCCAGGACAAUACCAUGGCUGUCCAGGGCGACGUGUUGCGCGAGAACCUGGAGCAUGGUCUUGUUGGCUUCAUGCUUUCUUCGCAUUCGGAAUGGUACGACGAGUACCGCCUAUGCUACUUCGAAGAGCGAGAGAAGGAGUCAGAGGAAGGAGGUCCACGCGCAGAGGCAGAGGAAGAAGGCCGACGCACAGAGAUGGAGGAAGAACGCCGCGGCCAUGAAGAGACCGAAGAUGCGUACGCAGGCCAGUCCCGAGACAUGGUUCGUGAUGAGUAUCGCUCACGUGGGCUUCCUCGGCCCAUCCCCAAGAAGAAGGCGGACAUUGUGGCGGCUCUGCAGAAGGACGAUUUGAGGAGGUUGGAGUAG